Coniosporium apollinis CBS 100218 is the source of this 825-nucleotide messenger RNA. RefSeq lists its product as uncharacterized. The coding region runs from base 1 to 825 and encodes 274 amino acids. Gene Ontology annotation, molecular function: structural constituent of ribosome. Gene Ontology annotation, cellular component: ribosome; mitochondrial large ribosomal subunit. NCBI's taxonomy places the organism in Eukaryota, Fungi, Ascomycota, Dothideomycetes. Gene Ontology annotation, biological process: translation. The record is from RefSeq and is a predicted model, not a curated record. The transcript is spliced from 2 exons.
AUGGCGACAUUACGUCCGACGCAUCGGCCGCUGGCCUGCUGGAAAUCGGCUUUACGGCAAGCGCGAAUCCAGAAGCACCAGCAACGAGCAUUAUGGGGGCUCUCAACCCCAGAAACUUCCGCCGCACCCGAUGUCCCUCCUCCACCACCACCCGUUGAAGAGGCGCGACCAUCUUCAGAAUCUCCAGCAUCCGUGCCUCCUCCACUGCCCAUAUACAUCCCCUCCGCCAAGGUCGCCCAAUUCCACCUCCCCGGCUGCCGCACCACCCUCCCCGGCGUCGUAAAGCCGGCCCACGAAAUGAAGCGCAUGCGCUUCGUUGUCGCACCUCCAAACCCUAAGAAAACCUGCCCGGACCCCGUAAAAGCUGUUGAGGACGCCCAACUCCAGCUGCUCGACCCGACAGGCGCGCGCCGCCGCCUCUUCGACAAGUCGAACAUCGAAGCUGCCAAGGUGGGCGACAUACUGCUCGUGCGGUUCCGGCCGGGCAGCGGACAGAGCGACCAGUUCGCGGGCGUGUGCAUCAACAUCCGACGGCGGGGUGUGGAUUCUGCGAUCCUGCUGCGUGGCCAGCUGACGAGGGUGGGCGUCGAGAUGUGGGUUAAGCUGUUUAGCCCGAAUGUUGAAGGGAUUGAGGUCGUGCAGAGGAAGGAGAAACGAGCGAGGAGGGCCAGACUGUAUUAUAUGCGCCAGCCGAAACAUGAUGCGGGGAGUGUGGAGAAUUUGGUUAGGCAGUAUCAGAGGAGGAGUCAGGCGCUGGGGACGGGGGCGAAGGGGAGGGAUGGGAAUAGUCAUAGGAAGAAGAACAAUAAGAAGGGGAGGAAGUAG